Molecule: messenger RNA, 3464 nt
Organism: Camellia sinensis
Lineage: Eukaryota; Viridiplantae; Streptophyta; Magnoliopsida; Ericales; Theaceae
Gene: TRM26
Product: RB1-inducible coiled-coil protein
Source: RefSeq, a predicted model, not a curated record
ACAAACCCUUUGGCUUUCUGGUCGUGUGAUUCCAGCAAUGGAUUGUCCCUCAAAAAGCACAACUUUUCUUCAAUUAUUCUCAUUAUUAUUAUCGCUAGGGUUCAAACCCAGCUUUGAAUUUCCACUUUUCUGCUUCUCUCUCUCUCUCUCUCUCUCUCUCUCUCUCUGCAUACCGAUUACAGAACUUCAAUGCCAUGGACGAUGAGUCUUUGUUCAAUGUUUUGACUUCGAGAUUGAGAGUUCUCUGACUGAUUCGGCAUUUGGGUCGUUGUGAUCUUCCUCAAUGCUGUAAAUCAAGUUUGUGGCGCUAUCUUUGUUUGAUGACAAACAAUAUCUGUGGAUUUUAUGACGUAAAACCUAGAUGUCAUACUAAGGACGUUGCAGCUUUGAGGAUGACCCACUGGCAGCAUGGAAGGCUUAUCACACUUUUUUGACUUCAAUCAGGGUAGCAUGGCGAGGAAAGUUCUCACACAGAAGAGACAUGUUGGUGGUUUAGAGGCUCCUAGAAACAGCUUGGAGCUGCCAGUAGAAACUUCUCAGAGCUAUUGUGCUGUUGGAGACAAUAUACCGUACUCUUAUGAAGUCAGAAAUGAGUGGUAUGAGAAAUCUAAUCCAACUGAAGUUUCAAUGAAGAACUUGAUCAAUAAAGAGAUAUCCAAAGGAUCAACCACCAGACGCAAUGCACCAAGCGUUGUGGCCCGUCUGAUGGGAAUGGACACAUUACCAUUAGAUACAAAAUCCAUAGCCCAGCAAGCUGAGAAAAGGAAUGAAAAGCCAGGAACCAAUUACCCCAACAAGGAACACAAUAAUAAAGGUUCAGGAGGCCAUGUCUAUCGUAACUCAAAUUCUUCCAGGCAGAUAGAGUUUGAAUCCUUUCAACAUAGUAAGGACAGAGAUCCCAAUCAUCAGCGUGUUGACAUGAAGUUGAAAAGGCCAAAGCCUCGAGAACAUCCUCAAGAGGAGGAACUACAGAAGUUUAAGAAAGAAUUUGAAGCAUGGCAAGCGACAAGGUUUAGGGAAUGCUCAAAGGUUGCUGAGCUCAGCAUUCCCAGCCAGUGGCUUGCUCAAGAGACCCUCAACAAGGAAAAGAUUGCUCUUUAUGAAAAUUCAAGCAGAACUACAGCGAAUGAGCAGCCUAUAGAACUUAAGGGUAAUGCUGUAAAAGCAAAGUCACGUGAAGGAGGUGGGCUACAGCUUCAUGGAUAUAGAAAGGAAACAUUUCCAUCUGAGCAAAAGGAAUCAUAUUCUUUAAGGAGUAGAACCCUAAGUAGAGACUUCGAGUGGUCGACUCUGAUGAAUUCUGGCGAGAAAUUGGAUAUAUCUUCUGCUCCCACAAGGAUAGUGAUCUUGAGGCCUGGCCCUGAGCAGAUGACCAACAAUGAAGAGCCUUGGGUCAGUUCUUCAGGCACUUCAGAAGAGAGAGGUGGUAUAGAAGAUUUUCUUGAGGAGGUAAAGGAAAGGCUAAAAUGUGAGCUGCAAGGGAAAACUAAAAGGGGAACGAUAGUCAGAGGAGGUGGAAUUGAGACCCCUUAUAGUGAAAAGCCAUCGGAUCCAAAACAAAUAGCUCAACGUAUUGCAAAACAAGUCAGAGAAAGUGUUACUAGGGAUCUUGGAAUGAAUUUGCUUAGAUCAGAAUCUACAAGGUCUUAUAGAAGUGAGAUUCAGUAUAAUGGACCAGGUUCUCCCGAGUUUAUCAACAGAGGUACUAGGAAACUUUUAGCAGAGAGGCUGAAGAAUGUUCUCAAGGAGGAAACAAAUCUGCAUAUUCCCACUGUUUCUAGUGGCAGCUCAAACUCAUCCAUGCUAGAUAAUGAAAGGGGCAGACUAGAGCAAUCACUAGGUAGCUUCAAAGCUGGAGGUAGGUUGAGCUGCUGGGACAUUGUAGAAGAUGAGCCAGAAGAGAAAACCAGUUCUUUCAGACGUGGGCCUAAUGAUGAUGUAAUGCAUCACAGAGAUUUGUCUCCUAGGAACCUCAUUAGAUCUUUGUCAGCCCCAGUAUCGGGAACAUCAUUUGGGAAGCUGCUCCUAGAGGACCGCCACAUUUUAACUGGGGCUCACAUCAGGAGGAGACAUGAAGCUAUUGAAAGGGAUGUGAAGAAAAGAAAGAAGGAACGGUUCAAUUUCAAAGAAAAAGUUUCCAGCUUUAAAUACACUUUCACUCUUAGAGGGAGGCUGUUUGGCAGAAGGAUUCAAUCGGCGGAGCAGCCACACAAGUAUGAGUGUGAUUCCAUGAAAGAUAUCACAAGCGGACCAACAGUUGUGAUGAACUUCAGAGAGAGGCAUGAAAACUCUACUGAGGUGCCACCAAGCCCUGCAUCUGUGUGCAGCAGUGGUCACGAGGAGUUAUGGAGGGCAGCAGAUCAUUUUAGCUCAACAUCAACAUCAGAUCUAUCUCCAUUAGAAGAUGCCGCUGUGCCUCGGGUUUUCAGAGAGAUUAGCUCUAAUCUAAACGAGCUUCGGAGGCAACUGAAUGAACUUGAUGCUGAUGGUUUCAAGGAGACAAUCAUUGAAGAGCAGCUCUUGGAAACUGAUAUGGAGUUAGAGGACGAAUCAGAAGUAUACAUAAGAGAUUUGCUUGUUGCUUCUGGUCUGUACGAGGGUUCAUCUGAAAAUGUUUUAUCAAGAUGGGAUCCACUUGCAAAGCCUAUAAACAAUCAGAUCUUUGAAGAAGUGGAAGAGUCUUACAGGAAAAUGGCCAAGGACAAUGAAGGGUCCAGAAGAGAUCAAGGUGAUCACAAGUUGUUGCUUGAUUUGUUAAAUGAAGCACUUUCAAUUGUACUUGGACCACCUGUGACUAUGUCAAGAUUCAGGAAGAAGGUGAUUGGUCCCACAAGACGAUCUCCACGUGGAAGGAAGCUAUUGGAUUGUGUGUGGGAGAUUAUUCGUGCACAUCUGUAUCCUCCAACAGACAAAAAUUAUUACACGCUUGACAAUAUGGUUGCCAGAGAUCUGGUCUCCACCCCAUGGUCCGGGUUGAUGAAUGAUGACAUUGAUGCUUUGGGGAAAGAGAUCGAAUCCCAGAUUACUGGAGUUCUGAUUGAAGAAAUAGUGAAAGUCAUGAAGUCAUAAUUCUGGACAAAAAGCCUUCUAUGCUUGGUUGAAUUUAAAAAAUUGAUUUUUAGGCCUACCAAUCUGCCAAAGCUGACCAGGCAUUGACAUUUUUUUGGUCUGUGUGUGGUGGGACCCACACACAUCGGAGGCGUGGUCGGUUUUGGUGUGAUUAGGAGGUCCGAAUAGGAGGGCUCUUGUAUUUAUAUUACAUGUGCAUGUUUUGUGUCAUUGAGAGAUGGUUGUGGUAUAGGAUAGGGGUUGGUUGGUUGGUUGGUUGGUUGGUUUGGGAGGUUCAUUUUGAUUGUACAUUAUUUUAUUCUCAAGGUUAUUUUUUGAUAAAUUGAUUUCUUAUCAAUUGGACUUGUCUAGAGGUGAACAACCAAAUUUUGAUAUGUAAACGUAAUUCAUAUGCA